Messenger RNA from Colletotrichum higginsianum IMI 349063, 1530 nucleotides. RefSeq lists its product as uncharacterized. The transcript has 4 exons. The record is from RefSeq and is a predicted model, not a curated record. Lineage: Eukaryota; Fungi; Ascomycota; Sordariomycetes; Glomerellales; Glomerellaceae. The coding region runs from base 1 to 1530 and encodes 509 amino acids.
AUGUCUUCUCCUCAAGAAGACAAGAGGCGGCCAGCCGCUCUCAACCUCGCUCCCACCCGAUCAGCAUCCACAGAUUCCUCGUCGUCCGAGUCUUCGCUGAAGCCCCCUCGCACUCCUCGCUUUGCAGAAGCCACAUCAGUUUACUCUCCUGUAGAGGGUACUCGGUCACCCUUCGCCGACCCUGUCAGAUCAGAAGUGCCUCAAUCCCAGCCUGGAGAUAUCGGGUUCGGUUAUAUCAACAACAGCAGUAGCCACCGCGAGUCCGUCGCCGUUCCAAUGACCCCGAGAUCGCCACUCAAGAGCGCCAUGAGGGUACCCGGGACUCCGGCGAGGAAGAUUGAGAACCCACUCAGCCCAACUUUUCGAGAGGAAGAUAUCUUGGAGAAGCGCGAAGAGGCAACUGACAAGGAACAAGCACGCGACCUGAAAAUCAAGACCCGCGUCCGCAUGGCCAAGUUCGCCCUCCGUGGCGUUAACUUCAGCUGCAGUUUGAUCAUCAUCACCAUGCUUGCAGCCUCCUUCCAGAUCUUCAACGCUACUAGGCGUCUCCCUGCUCAGAGCGGUCUUCCCUCCUGGGCUGAAGGCACAGCCAUUUGGCCCCAAGUGUUGGUAAUCACAAUGGCCUCCAUCUCUCUUCUCGUCUGUAUUGGUGUCUUCCUCGCCUACUGCCGCGGCGGCCAUCACCGUGCUGAGAAAGUUGCUACCUAUUAUACCCUGUUCGCCAUCGGCUGGUUCAUUCUCUCCAUGGUCUUAUGGGCUGUCGCUGCCGGUCUCUUCCAGUCAAGCCGAAGCAACGGGGGCGGCAAGGACAUGUGGGGUUGGUCUUGCAAAGAAAACAAGCGCGCCGAGGUCUUUGGUGAGAAGGUCGACUACGCCCUCAUCUGCCGCCUUCAGAACUGGGCCCUCAUCUGCAUGGUCAUCGAGAUCGUCGUCGACGUCAUCUGCGUCCUGCUCUACAGCAUUGUUUUCUACCGAUACUACACCAAGCGCCGCCUCCACAAGUCCAUGGACAUGCGUGACCGCGCCCGAUCCGAUCUCUACCUCGCUCAGCUCCGAACUCAGUCUGCCCCCAACACUCCCGGCCUCAAGUCUCCCGGUCUGUACUCCCAGUAUGCCCUUUCCCCUCGCCACCCUGACAAGACCUUCGACAACCUGUCUCGCAUCGAGGAGGCCUCGCCAUUCACCCCCGGAACCCGCUUCGUCGAGCCCGAGUCCAGCUUCAACAAGCCUAAGCCCAGCUUCCAGCUCCAGGCUCCACCGGCCAAGGCCCGCUCGGCGACCAAACCCGGCCAGGGCUCGUUCACGCCUACUUCGCCAGAAGGCCCUGCUCCAUCAUUCCCUUUCCAGCAACAGCCCCAGGCGCCGCCGCCGCCGGAGCCACAAUCGUCGCCGCAAGAGCAGACUCGACAGCAUGCGCCAAUGGCUGCUGAUGAGCCAGUUUACGACGCCGUGCCGAUCCCCGGGGCCUACUCCGAUGCCCCGAUGAAGAGCCCGCCGCCACACCAGUACACCUUUGGCCAGGCAAGGUAA